This is a messenger RNA of Caenorhabditis briggsae, 915 nucleotides long. The record is from RefSeq and is a predicted model, not a curated record. NCBI's taxonomy places the organism in Eukaryota, Metazoa, Nematoda, Chromadorea, Rhabditida, Rhabditidae. Gene Ontology annotation, biological process: phospholipid dephosphorylation; signal transduction; phospholipid metabolic process. The coding region runs from base 1 to 915 and encodes 304 amino acids. Gene Ontology annotation, molecular function: phosphatidate phosphatase activity. The transcript is spliced from 9 exons.
AUGUCAGAACGAGCACUGCGGCGGACCACUUUUAGUGGUAGAUUGCUGCGUUUUAAGGAGGAAGAAGAGGAAAUCGACCGAAAAACGGCAAUUAUCAAGGGAGGAAUCUACAUGGCUCUCGAUAUUGCUAUAGUGCUUGUGAUCAGUUGUUCGCUGUUCUUGUGGUUUUCUGGAUCCGGAAUCAACCCCUACGAACGUGCGAUGCCGUGUGGUGAUAUGGCGAUUCAACAGCCAUUCAAGGAAAAUACAGUUGGGCUGAAACAUCUCCUCGUCGUCACCCUUGGAUCUCCAUUUCUCAUCGUUGCUCUGGUUGAAGCCAUCCUUCAUUACAAAGCUAAGGGUUCCAACCGUCUUGCCAAAUUCUUCUCCGCCACCACAAUCACCUAUCUCAAAUAUCUUUUGAUGUAUGCUGCGUGCACCUUUGCUAUGGAAUUUCUCAAGUGCUACGUCGGUCGCCUUCGUCCACAUUUUGUCAGUGUGUGCAAGCCAGAUUGGUCUAAGGUGGAUUGCAGUGACAAAGAAAGCUUCAUUGAUCCAAGCGACCUGGUGUGCACGAAUCCGAAUCCUAGAAAGAUCCGCACCGCGCGCACAUCGUUCCCUUCCGGCCACACUGCCGCCGCAUUCCAUGUCUUCCUCUUUGUUUACAUCUACUUGAGAAGAAUGGCGACAAACACCGGAAUCAAAGAGAUCAUCACGGUUCGCAACAUUCUCGUCCCUUUCUACACAAUCUGGACAGUGGUGUGUGCGGUAACGAGAGUCACCGAUAAUUGGCACUUCCCAACUGACGUUCUCGGUGGUGUAAUCUUGGCAAUUGUGUUCAUUGUUCCUGCAUUCCGCAACUCCUGGACUUCUACGGAAAUGAUCUACGGCACUCGUAAAAUUCAACCAGCCAAUGAUUUUGACAAAAAUAAGUGA